AUGUGUCCCAUGGCACUGGUUGCCAUGGGAAACGCCUUGGCCUUGAAUCCAGUCUUCUUUACCAGCAGCCCACCCAAUCCUGUCACUCUGCUGAAGACUUCUCCUCAGAUUAUUGAUCUGCACAAUUUGAAGCACUUUCUCCAUUCCACAAUUGCCCAAAAAAAGGGAAGUCUCUGCCCAGCACAAAUUCUACCUCCAGGGUCUCACCUUUCAAGAGCUUCCACUGUACAGAGCCAUAGUCGGUUACAAAGAUUUAUAUCAUAUACUGGAACUGGACCUGCUCUGAUGAUGAAUGGGACCAUUUGUAACUCCUCUAAUAAUGACAGCUGUGGAGACUAUAAUAACAAUGACAUCUCGCUUGAUGACCCUUAUGAUUACUAUUUUGUGUUCCUGUGUUUUUUUUUUUUACUGGGAACCAUAGGAAAUGGUCUGGUCAUCUGGUUCUGCCUCUUCAGGAUGGAGAAGACCGUCAAUGUGAUCUGGUUCCUCAACCUGGCGAUAGCUGAUUUUAUAUUUGCCCUGUUUCUUGCUUUCAUUAUUGUAGACUUAGUAUUUCUGAAUGACGGGCCACUUAGUGACUCGACCCUGAUCACCUCGUUUGUAAUCUAUCUCAAUAUGGUGGUCAGUGUCCUCCAGCUCGCAGUCAUCAGUGUAGACCGCUGUAUCUGUGUCGUAUUUCCGGUUUGGUGUCGCAAUCACCGGACCAGAAGAUUGGCUCUAAUUGUUGUCCUGGUCAUUUGGAUUUUUUCUAUUUCUUCACAAAUAAUUGAUUUCUUUGUAUUGGAUGACAAUUAUGACGGGAGUCCUAUUGUAAGGUUUCUCUUUCUCUUCCUUCUUCCGUUCAUUGUUAUCGUCUCAUCUUACACAAUCCUUAUCUUGCGCAUCAAAGAUAAAAACAUCAUCAAAUCUUCCAGGCCUUUUAAGAUCAUCGUAGCCGUGGUCAUCACUUUCUUCAUUUAUUGGUUCCCUUAUUAUUUGUUUGACCUUUUGGAUAUAAUUCUACGUACAAACAUCAAUGUCUAUGAAGCUGGAAUAAAAAUGAGUUCAUGUCUGAUGUAUUUUAAUUGUUGCAUUAACCCCAUUCUCUACGUCUUCAUUGGUCAGGAUUUCAAACAAAAAUGUUGUGGCUCUUUCCAGGCUGUAUUUGAGAAGGCCUUCAGAGAAGACAUGGGCCAGAUGAAUUUCAUGGAAAACUAA
Bufo gargarizans (Asiatic toad) is the source of this 1197-nucleotide messenger RNA. Its product is annotated as formyl peptide receptor 2-like. Lineage: Eukaryota; Metazoa; Chordata; Amphibia; Anura; Bufonidae. The coding region runs from base 1 to 1197 and encodes 398 amino acids. The transcript has 2 exons. Gene Ontology annotation, cellular component: plasma membrane. The record is from RefSeq and is a predicted model, not a curated record. Gene Ontology annotation, biological process: complement receptor mediated signaling pathway; positive regulation of cytosolic calcium ion concentration; phospholipase C-activating G protein-coupled receptor signaling pathway. Gene Ontology annotation, molecular function: N-formyl peptide receptor activity; complement receptor activity.